AUCUUCAUGUCCUGAACUCCAAAUCAUGAAUCCAAAGAACAUUGACAGAGAGAUACCUGAUACAUCCAGAUGCGUUGUUUGAGCCUCUCUCACCAUUGUCUUCAUUCAUGGCUUGUCAAAGCGUGCCGGAAGCGGAAUCGAACAAGGGCAAGAAUGGCCAGCUUCACGACGCCAGCAACAAACUCUUUGUGUGGAAAGUUUACUCGUUAUGUACAUGAUAUACUCAAUAUACGUCUUUCGUUUGCUCAACAUCAUGCUUUUUCCUCUUUCCGUCAUUGCUACCACCAAAUUUCGCAAACAUGAACGCCGACGAGUCCGACGACGACAUCAGGGACUGGAAAUGGGAACCGUUCUCAGGAGCAAUCAACACCAUCAAGGAGAACACCUAUGACACAGUCCUCGAGGCAACGCAGGAUCCGAACGCUCCCUUUCUUGUCCCACGAUGGACCCGUUCCAACUGGCCACACGAGGGCGUCACACUCCCCCCAGGAAAAAUAGUCCCGCAGGACGGUUCAACGGCUGUCAUCAAGGGUGACGCAACAUCUCGGCUGCGACCAGCUCUCCUGCCCGGUGACAGGGCGCACAAUCCUACCAGAUAUGCCCUGCGAUAUGGCAUUUUCCCCGAUGAUGACUUCCGUGGUCCUCGACACGGCCGGUCACGCAUGUCCCCGAUAACGGAGGCUUUCGAGCACGAAUUCCAGAAUCUGGAUCAAGGUCCGGCAUCGUACUCGCAUGCAAACAUUGCCGCUUUCAAGAGCAAAUUUGUAGAAGAAGAGGUCUAUGCAGAUGAUGAGGACUAUCAAAGGGCCUUGUUCUAUGGAUUCACGACCAAAGAGAGAAUCGAUUGGAAAGCUGAGCCUUUGCACCCGGACUUUGAGCCUCAGGAGAGUAACCUCAAUGGGAAACUUCACGAUUUGCUCGCACGAGACCAAAAAUGGCUGAAUAUGGACGAGGGCGGUCGGCCGAGAUACAAUAUUUGCGGCAAGACAGGCGAAUAUUCUGUGAACGACGAAGAACUCUGGAAAGCCCUACAACCAGCCCUCCAGCUCGUCACCCGGGUCUUGCAGAUGGACCAUCCCUUCUGGCGCGCAUGUCUGGAUUCUCUCUGCGGGAUCGAAGUUCCCCCUCAUCGCAAAAGCAAGAAGCACAAGGACAAAAGACUCAUCUACAUCGACCCCAACGAGCCCAAGGACUGGUUCACGAAGCAGGGCGCUCACAUGAGGGCAAGCCUCGCCCUCGAAUAUAUCCAAGAAAGAGUAAGCUUCAGCAUCAAGUCAAGCCAUCAAUUUACGCUUGCAUAUAAAUGGGGAUUGAACGGAGACGACCUCUUCGGUGAGACGCAGCCAUACCAUCGACGCGACGCUGUCAAUUUUCGUCUGGAAGUCGCGAUUGCAGCCGAGAUCAUGUGGCCUCUGCUUGUUCCGGAGUACACCGUCGUCGAAAAACAGAAUUGUUCACUCGUCAUUGCGACUGUCAUUCUUCACGAGCUGGCUCAUGCCGCCCAUUUUGCCAUGUAUUGCAAUACCACAGACACUCUAAACCCAGAAGUUCGUCGAGCCUGGGACGAUCCCUUCUGGGCCAACGAGGGGAAAGCUGAAAUCGGUUAUGCAUUUGAGAACCAACUAUGGGGCGGCACCCUCAAACCGCCUCACAAAACCGGCAUCGCCAGAUUCUAUCCCUACCGUACCUGGCCCAUAGACAUCAGCCUCUGGCAAUGGCCAGACCCACCGGACGACAAGGACUACGCGAACAGCGCAAACUACCUCCGCGACGCUGUCUUGCCCACAUCGCGGGUCGGGACACUUAUCCAGCUCAAGGACGUCCACCGACUAUUCCAGCAGAGCUUCUGGGACACCAACGUUCCGAUCUACGGCCACAGGGCUCUGAGGUUCACCACCGCCGGAAGACCUUCUUUUACCGUGCCGCACGAUGCGGAACAGAGGAAACAGGACUGGUACGAAACGUUCGGCCAAUCCAAGGGUAAAUGGCUCAAUUUGGCAGUGAGAGCGUUCAGGGCCGCUGGAUAUGGCAUGGUAUCUGAGUACCUCAGCCAUCUCAUCGACGAGGAGCUGGUGGGCGUGAGGACCAAGAGCCGCUGGGACGAGGAGAAAAAGCGGUGGUCUAGCCGUGACGCAGAGGUGAAAGAACAAAUGGAAAAGAUCGGAGACAACGCCUUGUCGAGCAUGCCCGGAGAUGCCGCAGUCAGCGUCACCCAGCUCAACGCACGCUCUACCACCCAGGAAUUGCUCUCCGCCCUGCAAGACUUCCGCAGUUCAGUGCUAGCCGAGCUCCAGCACUCCCAGCGCAUGGCGGUCGAAUAUCUGCAGCUAUCUGACCUCGACAAGAGCUGGCUCCAAGUUCAGCUCUGGAAGCUUCAGCAGCGGAUCGAGUCCUACGGGCGCAAAGUGCACAGAAUCAUGAACCUGUCUCUCCCAGCCAAGAUCACACGCUGGACGCAAAUCGUGUUUCUCGAUAACCAGCUCCUCUCGUCCAUCAAUGAGAGCAUCACAAGCAUCACGUUGCUUUUCCACUCUCUCAAGCGGACCAGAAACUACCUGGACAAGAACACCCUCUCGCAGCGCGAAUUCGACGAGAUAGCAAAGACGAUGCCCUCCAUUGGGGACACCGUCUUCCGCAACCGGUCCCAGCGCCUGCAGAAGAUCGCUCAGCGAGAGGUGUUUAACAUGCCGCUCAUGUUUCGUCAGCUGUGGGAUAAGUUCCAUGUGAUCUUUGGGAGAAUCACGACGAAACUUCGCACGGGGACGUUGAGGGUGAAGCCAUACAGGAAGAAGCAGAAGAAGAAGAAGAAGGCUGCGAGGAGCCCUGGCACCGACUAUGACUCUGACCUGUCACUAUCACGACUUACCCUCAGAAGCCCGCAAUCAAGAAGAUCACCAAGAUCAGCUUUCCCACAGGCACCGGCACCGGCACCGGCACCAAGGCCAACGACAAGAGUCAUGUCGGCUAACAACCCAGAGCAGGAAGCAAUCUUGUCAGGACACGCUUUUGCAGGGCUGCAGAUUAGACCACGGGCAGGAGGACAACCACCACCUCGGGCUAGCAACAACCUACCAGGGCAAGGAAUCACCUUCUCAGGCCAUAACUUUGGAAAUCUGGAAAUCAGGUCACGACCUUUACCAUCAGCGGCCGGCGCUAAGCGCGGACGGGACGAUGAUGAUGACGAUGAACCACAGUUGCCCGCUACUAAACGACAGCUGCGCCCGAGUCAGGUCCUCCCGCCGCAGAGAUUUGCUCGUGCUCCUGGUGCUGCUGGUGCUGCUCCGUCUACGUCUCCUGCGGCUGGUGCUUCCCGUUCUGCUACCGGUUCUGCUUGGACUUCUUCUUCUAGUUCUGGGUCUGAUGAUGGUGUUGGUGAUGAUUCUAGUGAUGAAUCCGGUGGUGGUCCUGGUGGUGAUUCUGGUGGUAGCUCUGGUGGUUCACCAGGUGCUGGUGCGGAAGGUGCUUCCGAAGACGAAGAGUUGAUACCCGAAGGGAGCUAUAGCGGAGGCAGCAGCCCCAGGAGCCCCGAGAUCCCCGAGGGCCCCGAGCCUGGCUACAGCCCCGGAGAUCCGAUGGAAAUCAGCGACAGCGGCAACGGACGCAGCAGAGGAAGAAGGCAAGCAGCGCCUUCUUCCUCUACCCACCACCACCACCACCACCACCAUCAUUCCCAUUCCCACUCCUAUUCCUCUUCCUCAUCCUCCUACUGCUCAACCUGCUCCUCCUCUUCCGAAUCCGAAACCGGCCUCGUAACCAACGACCCCAACCUCGCCGACCCCUUCAUGGACGCCCCCCCUCAACCUAACACCACCACCACCACUACCACCACCACUCCCCAACGUAACCCCCCUCCUCGCACCACCCCCCUCCGCACCCCCCACAUGCGCGCCCCCUCCCGCUCCCCCUACCGCACCCCUCCCCCCGCUUACCAAAAGACUCCCCCCGUACACUCCCAAACGCCACGUCACAUUAUGGAAGGCCCUCGCCCCCGUCGCCGGUCCCCCGGUCACUCCCCUCUUGAGAGCCCCCGCGGCCGAUCUCGCCGUCAAGCCCAACCCAACGAAACUCCCCCGCCCUCUUUCCUCAACGCAGUCGGCGGCCUCUUUGGCUUCAGCGGCGGCCUCGGCAGCCCCAGUGGCGGACGCCCUGCCACCGACGGCGACAUUCGCAAUGCUCGCACGCCUUCGUCCCCUGAGCUUCGGGCUCCGAGGGGUAGAGAUUCUCCCACACAAGUGAGGACGCCGACGUCUGCUAUGCGGGGGUUACUUGCUCCUUUGGGGCGGUUGAACUUUUUUGGUGGUGAUGGUGGUGGUGAUGGUGGUGGUUCUCCACCUGCGGCACCUGCGGCGCCUAGACGGGGGAAUGUUGUCAAUCCUGGAGCGGGAGCAGCGCCCGGGCGAAGGGGCACGGGGAUCUAUGAGCGGCGUAGAGCUCCCUUUGCUGAGAUGAGUAUUCCGAAUGUUCCGAGAGGUAGGACGGGUGGAACGGGUACUUCUGGUGCUCCGAGGGGUGCUCGGGGUGGUAGGGGUGCUCGAGGGGCUGGUACUGGUGCGAAUGCUGGAGGGCCAAGUGUCGGGUGGGGUGGUCUGGGAGAUGUUUUUGGUGAUGAGGGGAGUCAAACAGCAGGGCAGAGGGAGGAUUUGGAUAUGGAUGAUGGGAUAGAGUAGGUCGCCGUUGUAAUGAGGAUGGGAAGGAGACAUGACUGGUUGUUGAGAGGGUACGAAGCUGGUGGAAGGGGAUAGAGGAUGGAGGAUGGAGGCUUGGGGGGGGGGGGUGAAAUCAGGUUGUAUUCAGUUAUGUAAGUCGGGAGGGCCGACUACCUGGGAUGGCGCAACAUGACCGGGUCAGUGAUUUGGUUUGGGUUUGUGGUAUAUUCUGCGUUUUAUGCUUGGUUAAUUAGUUAGACACAUUGGCCUUUUUUUUUUGGGGGAAUCGACUUCUGUUUGUAAUUGUUAGCUAUUGUAUGAUUGUGUUAUACCGUUAGUGGUAACUAAUGAGACGAGGAUGUCCAGAAAAAGAGCCAGUCGCUAGCAAACCAAAUCUUCCGCUUAUCGAACCAAGACCGCGCUGAGUGUUAAACAAAACCGAGCAGAGAGAACUAUUGUCCCCCACUGGCGUUCCUGAUUCCCUCGGACUUGCAUGUC
Neurospora tetraspora is the source of this 5144-nucleotide messenger RNA. RefSeq lists its product as uncharacterized. Bases 300 to 4667 code for a protein of 1455 amino acids. The transcript is spliced from 6 exons. The record is from RefSeq and is a predicted model, not a curated record. Lineage: Eukaryota; Fungi; Ascomycota; Sordariomycetes; Sordariales; Sordariaceae.